Molecule: messenger RNA, 801 nt
Organism: Pieris brassicae (large cabbage white)
Lineage: Eukaryota; Metazoa; Arthropoda; Insecta; Lepidoptera; Pieridae
Exons: 1
Coding region: 1-801 (266 amino acids)
Molecular function (GO): nucleic acid binding; RNA-DNA hybrid ribonuclease activity
Source: RefSeq, a predicted model, not a curated record
AUGGCCCCCUACUGCACCGUCUAUCAAGCAGAGCUGGCAGCUCUCGUUGGUGCAAUAGGGGAGGCGGCGAUGGGGGGUGCUAACGUGAACAUCUGCAGCGACUCGAGGUCCUCGCUCGAGGCCAUCGCGGGCGGACGCUCUCGAAAUCCCCGAGUCGUCGAGAUCCGCCGACACCUAGUGGAGAGCCGAAGAAACGGCCAAAAUAUAAAACUCCACUGGGUGAAGGCGCACGUCGGCACAGAGGGGAAUGAGAGGGCGGACGAACUCGCGAGGGCCGCGGCGGAUACCUCAAAGGUCAAAGCAGUCCACGUGGAGUACCCCCUAUCGCACAUCAAGAAGGAAGUGAGAAGGAAGACGCUAGAAGAGUGGGACCGGCGGUACAGAGAGGGAGUAAAUGGAGGAACAACGAAACUGUUCUUCAGCAACAUCACUGAGGCACACAAAAAUAUAAGAGAAAGAAGAUUCAGUCCUGAGAUGACACAGGUACUCACAGGCCAUGGGCCCUUUGCAGGGUACCUGUGUCGUUUCAAACUGAAAGAAUCGCCAGAAUGCGAAUGCGACAGUGGGGUGGAACAAUCCAUCCCUCACUUACUAACGGAGUGCCCGAUUUUUGCCUCCUCCAGGUGCGACCUGGAACAAAUAACUGGCAUGUCGCUUAGUCUCCAGGGACUGCCCGACAUGCUAGCUUGUCACGGGACGCACCUGGAGGCUUUUUGCCAAAAAAUUACUAGACGAACAGUCAGGUUCAAUAAAAGUAUAGCCAGGGCGGGGACCGCGAGGCGGCCGGCGCCCACUUGCUAA